GUGGUUGAGAUAUCCAGCCUGACAGAACACCUGCUGACAGAAUGUGACAAAAGGGAUGGGUUUGGGAAGUGCCACCGCUGCAAGGAGGCUGUUCCCAAGGAGGAGCUUCCCAGGCACCUCAAAACCAAGGAGUGCAACCCUGCCAAAUCGGAGAAGGUGGCAAACCGAUGUCCUCUAUGUCAUGAGAACUUUGCCCCUGGAGAAGAGGCAUGGAAGGUUCAUCUGAUGGACUCUACUGGCUGCACAAUGAACCUGCGAAAGACACAUGUUCUCUACAAGGCCACAGCCCCACAGCAAGGGAAGGGCCCAGCAGCAUCGAAGUCAGGCACCUCAGGACCCAAAGUUGGAAGCAAGAUCCCCACCCCAAAGGGGGGCCUGAGUAAGAGCUCCAGCAGGACGUACACAAGACAGUGACAGUCACCACUUGUGUCUGCCAGGAGCUGUGCAAGUUUCCCCAUUGUGAGCCGUGUGUGUCGACGUAGUGAUGUGGGCUCUGUACCUGCUGCCCCUUGGCCUCUUGAGUCAGUGUCUACUCUCACAGGAACAGAGGGUAUGGAUUUGACCAAAGAACCCUUCCCGAGCUAGGCCCCACAGUGCUGGGCCCUUUGUGCUCAGGCACAGAAGUACCUCUCACUCAGGAAGCCAGCAAGUGCAGCACCCACUUUCCUUACUACUGAGAUGUACCCCACACUUUGAGCUCACUGGUGCCUGUUGCACACAGGAGUAGACUUUGCACAGAGCUGAGCUGAACUUUGGUGGCCCUAGAGGUCAGCAGCAAGCCAGACUGAACCUGCUGUGCUGCCUCUCCCGGGCCUGUCUGCUAGGGUGUCACACCAUAGACAGCAACAAGCAAUAAAGGAAAGCAAGCAAAAGACAGCCAUUCUCAGAACAAGUCCCUCCACACACACUUUGUCCCGUGCUCCUUGUGCACUUCUGUCCUCAUCACCACACUGGCAGCCCUGCCUUGAUGCCUUCCCUCUGCUGCAGAGUCCUAAGUGGAUUUUGGAUGAUGCCCCCCUGGUUACCAUAUUCUCACCUGACCGUAGCCCACCUGCAAGCCUGUUUUCAGUAUGGCACAAAUGAGCACCUCCCAUGUUUGCCUAACCCACAAAGACAAGUCCCACACACCUUGCUGGCCCAGAGCCUCCAAAUCAGGUGUGUGACAUCCUGUGAUGUAAGUGACCCCACUUUCCCAAAUCAUUCCUAGUAUGUCACUCUCAAGUGCUUCACUGAACAGUGACUCAGACCUCAGGAGACAGCUGUCAGCACCCUCAGCCCGCCUUCCUCCCAGGAGCUCUGGUCAGACAACCAUCUAUGGGAAGGAUGAGUCCAUCUGAAACUCCUGUCAACGGCGCCACCGUGGGCUGAAGGGUGGCCCACUGAGGCCCUCACUGUGCCUGCUUCCUGAGGGCUUCCUCAUGCCCCUUUGAAAUGUCUAGGACUGAGAAAAUGAGUGUUAUAAAAUCAGGGUGUAUUUCUUUAAAAUUCCCAACCAUGUAAAAUGAAAUCCAUAGUGAUUUAUAGGUGCCUGAGCAUCGAGCAUGCUGGGUAAUGAAUCCCAUGAACUCACCCCUGCUUUUGGCAAACAGCUCCUACUGUGCUUGGCUCAGUAUCAAGUGGAACAGGAUCUGUUGAGAGGAGAAUCCUGACAGAGGCCUUUAGGGUGGAGAGAGCACAAAAUGACUAAGAAGGCCAAGCACAGGUACCAGAGGGUGACAAGAUGGUCCUUCAGGUCAGACGCUGGCUGUGUCAGAACUUAAGAAAUAGAUACCUGUAACGCUUUCUAUCUAUUGUAAUUUCAAGGUAUUUGUAAAAACUCCUUCCUCCUCAGCCUGGCGUGGUGGCUCACACCUGUUUUCCUGGCACUUGGGAGGCUGGAGUCACUCACCACAAGUUCAAGGGGAGCCUGGGCUCCAGAGUGAGUCUCUGGCUCAAAAUUAAACAGAAGAAAAAAGGAAUCCUUCAUUUUUAGCCCCCAUGUUUGCCUGUUACAGAAUCAUGAGUUUCUGCAGAGGUGACUGGCAGUAUGGGCAGCCACAAAGCUCCACACCACUGUGCUUGAUUCAGGGAAGGAGCUAAGAACCCCACCAUUCAUAAUAUCAAAAUGUGGAACACUCCUCAAGCUUCACGUACGAUACAUUGUGGAUAUUUAAUAUUUAUUUAUAUUAUUUUUCAUAAAAUAUUAUUAAAUCUAAUUUAAAAGAAUUGUGUCAUAUCUGAUACUAGAAUACGUUGUAAAUACCUUUAAUGAAAAUUUGCAACUUUUUAAUGUUUUAACAUAGUUUUUCUAUUUGUCUUUAUUUCAGGUGCCAGAAGUAUAAAAUAAUAUAUUUUUAUUGUUAUUGUUUUAGGAUUUAUGUGCUAAUUUGCCUUGAGUACAUUAAUACAGUAAAAAGAUCA
This is a messenger RNA of Cricetulus griseus (Chinese hamster), 2400 nucleotides long. Lineage: Eukaryota; Metazoa; Chordata; Mammalia; Rodentia; Cricetidae. The record is from RefSeq and is a predicted model, not a curated record.